Emiliania huxleyi CCMP1516 is the source of this 1343-nucleotide messenger RNA. RefSeq lists its product as hypothetical. The record is from RefSeq and is a predicted model, not a curated record. Bases 12 to 974 code for a protein of 320 amino acids. The transcript has 8 exons. Gene Ontology annotation, molecular function: calcium ion binding. NCBI's taxonomy places the organism in Eukaryota, Haptophyta, Isochrysidales, Noelaerhabdaceae.
CAAAGGUUCCGAUGCGCUGGUGCGUUGCUGUCCUGGUGGGCGUACUCGCGGCGUUCGCCGCUUCCUCCGAGGUGUCGCUCCAGGAUCAGGUCAUCGAGGAUGUCGAGGUGAUGCAGGAGAUUGCCGAGCGGCAGUUUAAGCAGCGUGUGCGUGCGGAAGUGCUGUAUGGGAGCCGCGGCAUCCAAAGGCUGGUCAAGACGGCGGGCCUCGCCGUGGCUGGAUUCGGGCCGGAAAUGCCGUGGAAGCCUCCCAUCCCCGAGCCACCGCCGCCGCCUCGCACCCUCGAGACGGUCGCGAUGGUUGCGGCGGCGCUGCUGGCGGUGCUCGGCCUCUUCCUGCUCUGCCGGCCGGAGCCGCUGCCAUCGAGCCCGUUCGACGCGGGCGGCGACCCGCUCGUCGCGAUCGCCUUCCGCCUCUUCAACUCCACCGCCGACGGCCGCCUCACCCUCGCGCAGCUGAACGACGGCGCAAAGGCGAUCUGGGACGUGGCUGCGCCGGCGCUGGGAGAGAUCCUCGGACUCGGCGAGAUCAAAAAGGGGUCGAUCGAGGAGACCGCCCUCCGCUCCCUGCGCGAGAAGGCCGUUGCCAAGGUCUUCUACGAGAUGGACGACGACUCGGACGGCGCAGUGACCGAGGCCGAGUUCCACCGCUUCGUCAAGGGCGUGCGCUACCGGCGCGACCCCGUCCUGACGGUGGCCUUCAACCUGAUCGACAUCUCCGGCUCGGGGACGGUCUCGCUGGAGGAGUUCGCCGCGGCGGUGGCGCCCGUGAAGCAGGUCGCAAAGGAGGCGGUCCUCCGCGCUGCCGGCGUCUCUCCUGCCGCAGUCGAGGGCCUCGCAGACAGCGCGUCGGACGGCAUCGCCCGCCGCGCGAUCGCAAAGAGCUUCCGCAUGAUGGACCGCAACCGCGACGGCGCCGUCGACCUGGACGAGUUCCAGAUGUUCUUCCAGGCACUGGCGCUCAAGGCGUCCUGAGCGAGGCGGCGGCGGAGGCCGACUUGCCAAAGCCCAACGGCGCGCGACGAGGGAAGAGGAGGGAGGGGCGGGGGCGUGUGACGCGGAGCGGAAAAGGGGAGGCUUGGGGGCAGGCGCUCUGCAAUUCUAUGAAGGGGGUUCGCGUGAGCCCCCUCGUCUGUGUGCUGUGGGGAAAUGGUGUGUAGCCCGCGCGCGGCGGUACCUGUUAGUAGCACCCAUCAGGGGCGUCGUGUGUGCAGAGACGGCCUCGAUCCGCGCGUGUGGGUGGGGGAGCCCGGGGCACGAAUGUACAGCAUGUUGUUUCUUCUCGUCUUGUUCGCUUGUUCGUUGUUGUGGUUGCCUCAAACUUAUUUGUUCGUAAAUAGGCCA